Biomphalaria glabrata is the source of this 3443-nucleotide messenger RNA. RefSeq names its product V-type proton ATPase subunit H-like. Gene Ontology annotation, cellular component: vacuolar proton-transporting V-type ATPase, V1 domain; lysosomal membrane. Bases 118 to 1542 code for a protein of 474 amino acids. The record is from RefSeq and is a predicted model, not a curated record. The transcript is spliced from 15 exons. Gene Ontology annotation, molecular function: proton-transporting ATPase activity, rotational mechanism. Gene Ontology annotation, biological process: proton transmembrane transport. Lineage: Eukaryota; Metazoa; Mollusca; Gastropoda; Planorbidae.
UCAUAUGAUUUUAAGGGAAGUCACUCUCAAUCAUUUCGUUUUCUCUAUAUAGUAUACUGUUUACAUAAAUAAUUCUGAUACUUGUUUGACUUAAUCUUUUAAUUUAAAUAUUUCAUUAUGGCAGGCGAAUCCAGCCACUUUAUAGAAGAUUUGGAAAGACUAAGCAGUGCUGGCCAAAUUCCAACAUCAAAGCUUCAAGAGCAUGCAGAGGUUGUUCGCAAGAAUAAUGUUAACUGGAAGAGCUAUUUACAAGGACAGAUGAUAUCUAGCGAAGUGUAUGAAUUCAUAUCAAAGUUUGAUAUUGCCAAGCCAGAAGAGAAGACUCUCAUGUUACAGAACAACCCCACCCAGUUUGUAACAGUGUUUCGCAUGCUAAUGGAAGGCAUAUCCCGUGACCAGACCUUGCAGUAUGUCUUGACUAUGCUUGAUGAUGUGUUGCAGGCUGACAAGUCCAGGGUUGAAAUUUUUAAAGAUUUUGCUCGCAGAAACAAGGAGAAUGUCUGGCAACCAUUCUUUCACUUACUUGACAGGGAUGAUAAAUUCAUUGUCUAUCAGGCUAGCAGAAUCAUUGCCAAAAUAGCUUGCUGGUCCAAGGAUCAGAUGGAGCGCAAGCAUCUUCAGAGUUACCUGGUUUGGUUGAAAGAACAAAUCAAACUGCCAAACAAUGAGUACCUGUUAUCUGCCGGACGCUGUUUACAAAUGAUGCUGAGAAUAAACAAUUACAGAAUUGUCUUUGUGGAAGUGGAUGGAAUUUCAGCCAUAGUUCAAGUGUUAGCCAGCAAUCCAAGUUUCCAGGUUCACUAUCAGCUUGUCUUCUGUCUCUGGUGUCUGUCCCACAAUCCUUCACUUGCAGAAAAAAUGAACAGAGGCAAUAUUAUUCCCACGCUAGCUGAUGUCCUCAGUGAUGCAGUGAAAGAGAAAGUCACUCGCAUUGUUUUGGCCACAUUCAGAAACUUGAUUGAGAAUGUUGAAGAUGAAAGCAUUCGCCAGGAGCACGCCCUCUCUAUGGUUCAGUGUAAGGUUCUGAAGCACAUUGAGCUGCUAGAAAAUCGUACCCAUCAGGAUGAAGAUAUUGUGGCAGACUUGAAGUAUCUAAGUGAAAAGUUGAAUGAGUCCAUUAGAAAUUUAAGCUCUUUGGAUGAGUACAUUACUGAAGUGAAGUCUGGUCGGCUGGAGUGGAGCCCAGUUCACAGAUCUGACCGCUUCUGGCAUGAAAAUGCUGCCCACCUCAAUGAGAACAACUAUGAAUUGCUGAAGAUGCUAAUUAGAUUGCUGGACACUAGCAAAGAUCCUCUGGUGUUGUCUGUGGCUGCCCAUGACAUAGGGGAAUAUGUCAGGUACUAUCCCAGGGGAAAACGCAUUGUGGAACAGUUGGGUGGCAAGCAGCUGGUUAUGCAGUACAUGCUGCACACAGACCCUAAUGUCAAAUAUGAAGCUCUCAUUGCAGUACAAAAACUCAUGGUGCACAACUGGGAAUAUAUUGGUAAGACAGUAGACGUCAACCAACCUGCCCUGGGAGGAUCAGCUCCAAAACGAACCUAAAUAACUUUGAUGAGGAGAAAAUAAAAGAAACACCUUUCAGAUCAAGUGUUCAUUCUUGGUCUCGUUGCAUAGCCACUGAUCAUUCCUCGACUAGGUCAUGUAUAACUCUAAUGUUUCAUUAAACUUUGUAUAUAAGAGUAUGGACAUUAAAUUUUUCAUUGUAUUCACUGAGUAUCAAAAAAAUAAUCUAGAGUUUCUGAUUUCACAUACAAGAAAUAGCUAGAGUUCCAUAAGAUAGAAUGCAUAUGUGUAAUUUUUUUUUUGGUGUAUUGAAUAGCAAUGUACACCAUUUGAAUAGUAUACCCUUUCUAUUAUCUAAUCUUAAUAGAAACAUCUUGUAUUGUAUUUAUAGACUUUAAAACUGACUAAAAAUGUUGGAAGUUUUUUUUUAAGCUUUACAUCUUUUGAAUUUAAUUUAGACUUAAAAUAAAUGUUGGUGUAUAUUCUAUUAUAAAAUUUAUUAUUAUUAUUUCUAUUUUAAUAAAAGAAACUAGAAACAUUGUAAAAAAUUAUUUUUUUUUACACAUUUGUGAUAUUUGUACUGGUAACUCUGGUUGCCACAGAUUUCAUUGUGUCUAUAUUGUAGACUUAAACCUCUGUAUAGUUUUACAAUACACUAUAUAUAUUAAAAUGACCUUGUGUCCAUUAAAAAAUAUAAAUUGUUAUGGGAAGCUUCUCAUUGAUUUAACAUUUUGUAUGGGACCAAAUUUUUGACUGAAUUUUUUUUUUGAGUAAUCACAAUAUAAUAGAUUUUUUUCUUUGCUCAAAAUUAAAAAGGGAAGUCAAGUUCAGCUUGAUGUUGCAGUUUUCAGCAUGUGUGUGUGUAACAGUUGAUUUUCAAAGUCAUCUUGUCAAUCAACUUAAGCAUAGCAUGACAGACACUUUAUAAAUAUCAAAUAUAUAGUCUGGUAAAGCAUACUUGACCUUAGGGAUAUCUAUAUUUGGUUGCCUGUUUGUGUGGUAUGUGUGUUGAACUGUUGUUCUCUCACUGGUUCCGGGCCCAUACCCUGCUCGCUGCCACCCCAUGUCAUCCUGCAGGAGGUUUGGACAAGGAAAUAGAUUAUUUUCAACUCUGAAGGAACAUCUGAAACCUGUACAGUCAAAGCAGCUAGUUGGAGCUAAUCUAAAACAAAAAAAAAAAGGUAAUAUUGGUCUGAAAGGUCUCAAGAAAAGUUUUCCUAUACGGUGGGACAACAAUAAAACAAAAGAGUUAUUGACUUUGAAAUCAGAUUUGCUGCCUGAGGGAUGAAUCCAAAAACUGAAUGGAUGGAUAGAAAUAUUUUAAAAAAAUGGGUAUAAAGAAAUUUGAUUAAAUUUUAAGACUAGAUUUUCUUUCUUAUGUUAUUGCUAAACUACUAAACUGUUCAAGUUAGUAAGACAUGCAUUGAAAAAAACAUAAACAUUUUUUGUGUAAAGUUUGUGUACUGUAGGUUAGAAUGAUAAUGAAAGUUGACUUGGUGACUUUCUUUUUAAAACUUGGAUGUAUUGAAGGCUGGAUUCACUGAGAAAUUCCAAGGGUAGUUAAUUUUUUGUCAGAUGUUUCUAGAGCGUAGUUAGAGUAAUUCCCCUUGAUCAUUUUAAUGUGAUAUUUAUCCUAUUUAUAUAUAUAUAUAUAUAGCUCGGUGUACACAGAAGUUCAUGUUGUUUUGUAAUGUGUGAGAGUGUAGCCCAAAUGUGAGGAUAAAUGUGAUGAUUUGAUUAAGCAGCGCAGAGAUUCCAUUGUGUUGGCUUGAUGUUUAGAUAGUAAACUGUAGCAUUACAUCCAUUCCUGUAUCUUUGAAUUUCUUCUCCUCUUCCUAGAUGAUGUACAUGCAAUUAUUUUCAUGUUAGUUUGAAAGUGUAACUGGCAAUGUGUUAUAUGAGAUUUCUUGAAAAAGAAAAGAAGAUGAAAAAUUACAAAC